Rotaria socialis is the source of this 915-nucleotide messenger RNA. The record is from the annotation of a GenBank genome assembly. NCBI's taxonomy places the organism in Eukaryota, Metazoa, Rotifera, Eurotatoria, Philodinida, Philodinidae.
AUGCAUAAUACAAUAUCGACCAUGUUUCCUGUGUCAACACCUUCUAGCAGUGAAUGGCUAUGUUCGAAUGAUGUUCUCUCAUGGAAAUUUCCAAUAUCGAUUGGUUCGUAUACCUUACUCGGCCGUUCAAGAGCAGCUGAUGCUACGAGUUUAUAUAUUCCUGAGUUGGACAUGUUACUUGAUUGUGGUUGUUUAGUAGCAGUAGCUCGGCCGCUUUACAUAUUUAUCUCACAUGCACAUUCAGAUCAUUGCCUUGAUAUUACACGAUUAUUGAGUAGAGCUCGACCACCACAAGUUUUUCUUCCUAAAUCAGCUGUAGAACCCAUGAAAGAUUUCAUUGAAAAAUGUGGCAUUCUUCGAGCAGCUGGUAGAAUAGAUUCAGAAUCGCAAAAGCGGACACCUAAUUGUGAAUUAAUCGGUGUGAAACCUGAUGAUUUAUUACCGUUUCGAGAAACAAUGAAAGUUCGUGUAUUUAAUAUGGACCAUUCCGUGCCUUGCUGUGGCUAUGGUUUUUAUGAAUGUCGGCAAAAAUUACAAAACGAAUAUGAACAUUUGACCAGUAAAGAAAUUAUCGACAUGCCACGAGCUGAUAAAAAUUUACAACUUCCAGAAGAAAGAUUAUUUCCAUUAUUUGCGUUUAUGGGUGAUACAACAGCGACUAUCUUUGAUACAUAUCCAGUUGAACUUUUCCAAUUUCCGUUGAUUAUUAUUGAAUGUUCAUUUAUUGAUAAUGAACAACAUGCAGAACGAGCUUGCGAUGUUAAACAUGUUAUUUGGGAUGAUCUUCAACCGUUUGUCUUACAACAUCCAGAAAUUAUCUUUGUCUUAAUCCACUUUUCGAAACAGUACAAAAGUGAAAAAAUAAGAGAUUUUUUUCGACGGUUAAAUUUACCUAAUGUCGUACCAUUUAUAUAA